UUGCUUGGUCUCAUUCUCACUUUCUCUCUCAGCCAUUGCUGAUAGUCUGAUACCUUGGGGAUGGGAAGGGCUCCUUGUUGUUCCAAGGUUGGGUUGCAUAGAGGUCCAUGGACUACUAGAGAAGACUCAUUGCUUACCAAGUACAUUCAGGCUCAUGGUGAAGGCCAUUGGAGAUCUUUGCCUAAAAAAGCUGGGCUACUAAGAUGUGGGAAGAGUUGCAGGCUAAGAUGGAUGAACUAUCUAAGACCAGAUAUCAAGAGAGGGAACAUAACCCCAGAUGAAGAUGAUCUCAUCAUCAGAUUGCAUCGCCUUCUUGGCAACCGAUGGUCUCUUAUCGCAGGAAGACUUCCAGGUCGAACAGACAACGAGAUAAAAAAUUAUUGGAACACCCAUCUCAGUAGAAAGCUCAUUAGCCAAGGAACUGAUCCAAAUACCAACAAAAAAUUGUUGGAGCCACAGAAGAAGAGAGAGAGGGACAUGAAAACCAGUAAUAGCAAGAAAAUCCAGAACAACAAGGUCAAAACCAAUGCAGAGCCUCAAAAGACCACAAUUCAUCACCCAAAGCCUGUCAGGGUUACAUCUUUUAGUUGUUUCUCUAUGUCAAGAAACAGCAGCUUUGAUUGGAAUACAGGUAGCAGGUGUUCGAGCUUUGGAGGAGAUGGAGAACUUUGUAUAGAGGUUAAUAAUGUUCCAUGGUGUAGUGAUAAUGUUAUUGGGGUUAAUGUACUUAUUAGUCAUGAUCCAGAUGAUGAUCUGCUUAAAGGUUCAACAUUUGAAGGCCAAUCUCAAUUGCCUACAUCUUACAACGGUACUCUAGAGAAGCUUUAUGAGGAGUAUCUUCAACUGCUCAAGGCAGAAGAAAAUGAUCAUGUGCAAUUAGACUACUGAAUCUUGGUCAAUCUGUCUAUAAAGAUUAUAGGUUAAAUGC
This is a messenger RNA of Ilex paraguariensis (yerba mate), 928 nucleotides long. The record is from the annotation of a GenBank genome assembly. NCBI's taxonomy places the organism in Eukaryota, Viridiplantae, Streptophyta, Magnoliopsida, Aquifoliales, Aquifoliaceae.